Molecule: messenger RNA, 893 nt
Organism: Folsomia candida
Lineage: Eukaryota; Metazoa; Arthropoda; Collembola; Entomobryomorpha; Isotomidae
Exons: 5
Coding region: 155-499 (114 amino acids)
Molecular function (GO): protein binding
Source: RefSeq, a predicted model, not a curated record
GUGCAUGCAUUAUACACUUAUCCUGUGAAUAAGGACAAAGUACUAUUGAAUCUCUUGCAUACAAAUUUUUAAUUAGUUGUCAAUUUAUACUACAAAAUACUACAUCUUAAUCUUAUUAAGUACACCCAACGAUACAUAAAUAAAUUUAUUCGUCAUGUCUUUCAUCAAAGUACUGCUUCUGAUUUUUGGGGGAUUUCUGACACUUGUCGUAUCCUCCACUCCUGUACAAAACUUUAACCAGUCAACGCUUGACAUUUCGAAGCAUCGUACAAAACACAAAAUUAACUAUAGGUAUCUUUGUUUGGCGGAUGAAACGGACGGGAUAAAAUCUGAAAAGCAUCUUGGGAUCGCGUGUAACUGUCCUCUGAUUUUUGCCCCUGUCUGCGCAUCAGACAAUCAUACGUACCACAACAGAUGCGUUCUCCAUUGUAAAGCAAAACACGCCACGGAUUUGUAUCAAAAAUAUCGACUUGUCCUUAAGAAAUUUGGAGAAUGCUGAGCCGACUGACUCCUGGAGGACUAAAUCGUUCCAUGCCCACUUGUGACUUGUGUCACGCGUUUUUGCAUGCGUUGGCUUACAACUCAACAAAUGUCCAUUAAUUAAUUAUACUGAGCGUUUAAAAGUAGUUUUUUAUCAAAUUUUUCAUAUAUUUAAUAAUUUAUUUACACCAUUAUUUUUAGUAUUAAAAGUUAAACAUGAUUGGUUUGCAAUCUACAAAUGUAUUUAUUAUUGUUAUGUAAGACAAAGUGUUUGGCUUUAGUGUAAUAUAGAUUGAAGAACGCUUAUCAUGCAAUAGUGGAACAUUUAUGUAAGUGCAUAGAAGGAAAUAUGUUCCUCUAUUCACUUAUAUACAGUGAAUAUAUGUAUAUAUGUAUGUACAUAUGUAUGUAGU